AUGAACAAAGACAACUUUUCGGCGUUCGCCAAUGACGAUUUGUCAACACAAAAGGCACCAAUGAUCAAAAUCUCCGUCAACUCAACCUACAACUCAAGUUGUUCAUUACCCAUCUCUUUGCUUACUCGCCAUCCGUACUCUUCUAGCUAUCCAGUCAAGUUUUAUCAGUGCAUGCGGCGUGCGCCCCCGGGCCCCUACCUCACCCAACUCCACUCGUCCAUCACCUUCGCUGCCCUUUACUCUUCUGGUGCCCACACCCUCGUAUGGCUACCACCGUCGUUCUUUGCCAAAGUCUGUUUUCCCUCCCUCAAACUCAUCCUACAACAAUGCCAGACACCCUGUAACCAAGUCAUCAAUGUCUCCAGCCUCAACCGCAUCUCCCCAGGUAUUUCAAAACAUGAGCCUGUGCCGAAUAUCCAGGCAUGUUGCACACAAUCGCCAAUGACACAACAGUCACAGGAGCAUUUGUGGAUACCAUUGAAAGGGCAGAGUGUUCGCAGCAGAGGCGAGGUAGGUGCCAUACACAUAUUAUAUCUCAGGAGCCGCAGGAUAGCUUUUGCAGGAGUUUAUACGGCAGAAAUUAAACUCUCCACCCCAUAUUUCAAAAUCUUUGUACUUUGUUUCAGAUAGCACUGAGUUCGAGGAAGCAAAAGUACAG
This is a messenger RNA of Suillus discolor, 658 nucleotides long. RefSeq lists its product as uncharacterized. Bases 1 to 630 code for a protein of 209 amino acids. NCBI's taxonomy places the organism in Eukaryota, Fungi, Basidiomycota, Agaricomycetes, Boletales, Suillaceae. The transcript is spliced from 3 exons. The record is from RefSeq and is a predicted model, not a curated record.